UCCCGUUAAGUCUAUGUUGGUGAGGCAUUUUUAGGCAAAAUGGAGAAAAUUCAGAGGCCGCAAGAGACAAGACCCACAGCAGAGUUUUUCAGAGGGGGAUGCCGACUCCGUGUGGCACCAUUCUGUGUGUGUACUGUCGGGGAUGCUGUUUUAGUGCAUCUUCGAUCCAGUUUAACCACAGAGCAUGGGUCCCGUAUCAGCCGUGGGCUCACAGGGAAAAUACACAAUAAAAUAAAAGCAGGGGAUACUCAGUGCCCCAAGAGCUGCCUGUCAUUAGUGCAUAAUAACAGUGGCACGGAGUCUAUAGAGCAUCACACCCACGUGCCAGGGGAUAAUUUCACAAAGGCUUCAUUCGGCCUUUUAAUGGUCGGAAUUCCAGACAUUCCUUGUCUCACUAUAGGCCUAUUUUAUUUCUAAGCAUCUUUGUGAUUUCAGCAUUUUUAGACAUUUUCGAAUGACAGGUAUUUUAAAAACGUGUUUUAGAAUACUUUAAUGUUUAGGGCAUAAAUGAGCGUAUUUAACAUUUGGUCACGAUUUAUAAAACUGUAGUAUUUCCAAUUAAGCGACGACGCGCGAUACAACAAACAGAAUAAACAAGACCGACGGCGGUGUAACUUGAUUAAUGUGACGAUGCAUCGCUCAGUGUUUCCGAGGAGCGUUUGGAUGUGCGCGAGAUGAGGCGGCUCGGGGGCACCGAGCCGGGCGCGCGCGCGCGCGCGUGUGUGUGUGUGUGUGUCUGUGUGAGUGAGUGGGGAGAGUGUGUGUAGCCUAUGUGCGGGGAGUAUGUGUGUGUGUGUGUGUGUGUGUGAGUGAGAGUGAGUGAGUGGGGAGAGUGUGUGUAGCCUAUGUGCGGGGAGUGUGUGUGUGUGUGUGUGUGCGCGCGCGCGCGCUGCUCCGCUGCCGCUGCCCUUUGAUCCCCGCAUUAGUGUCAGUUAGGGGCUCCGGCACACAUACACACCGACAGCAGCCAUAGUCAGACACGGGAUCGCCGCCUCCUCCGCCUCCCAUCGCCCGGCAGCGCAGUCCGGAGCCGCGGACCGCCAGGUGCGGGACGAGCCGCUGCCAUCGGUCGCCGGCUCACCGUCUCAAUGGAGAAAAACAUCCCUCCUUCUCAUCCCUAAACGCGGAGGAGGAGGAUGUGAAGAGCGGGGAAAAUGCCCCGGAGAAAGCAGGAGCAGCCCCAGCGCCUGGCUGCGCAUCUGGAACGAGCUGAGGAUGGAGAGGCGGAGCCUGUGGGAGGCGGGAGCUGGUUUGGCCACGCCUCCGACACGCCUUCUGAGGAUGACAUCCAGCCGUCUCCUGAAGGGGGCCCUCCGGAGCAAGACACCUCGGGGGAGAGCUCUGUGGGCUGUCCCACGCCUGUGCCCCGCGCGUCCCUGGACCUCCAGGGGCUGGACUCUGACUCCUUCCACGUGGGGAGCUUCACGGUCCAGGACACCCUGUCCUCGGUGGUGUCCUCGCUCUACGGGGACCAUGCACUGGGGGCGCCGCUGAGCAGUAACCUGAGGCGUCUCCUGGAGGCCGACUCCCUCCGGUUAGACGUGGGGGGGCUGGUUGACCGGGACAGGUCCCAGGACACCUCGUCCCUGCACCUGGACUCCGCCCUGUCCCCAUCCUCCCGCCACGCCCAGCAGUUGAGCGCUCUGGCUCGCAAACUCGCCAAGAGCUCUGCCUCCAUGACGGCUUCACCCACCCCGACGGCGUCGGUCAGUGCGGUGAAGCGGGAGCUUUCUGAACCCUUUGCUGGUGCCAAUGGCAACAGCUUCGCCUGGGUGGGUGGGGGGGAAACCUGGCUACCUGCUGGCGGCUCCGCCCCUGGCGGCAGCAGCCUAUCCCCGGACUCCGCCAUCCAGAAGCUGAAGGCCGCGGCCAAUGCCGUACGGCAGGACAAAAGUGCCGGAGCUUCUUUGGCUGUUUCAUCCUCCUCGUCAUCGUCGUCCUCCUCCGGGGUUAUCGGCGGGGGCAGGGCAGACGAGCCGGCCCGCUUUGACGCCUUCCCCAGCCCAUUUAACUCCCAGUCCGCCAGCUCCACGCUGGCAGCCUUGUCCAAGAAGGUGAGCGAGCGGGGGCUCCAGCAGGGGGAGCCGUCCGCAAACUGCUCCUUCUUCUCGCUGGUUUCCAUGACGCCAUCAGCAGCACUGCUAAAGGAGGUGGCGGUGCGAGCAGCUAAGAACCUCCUGGGCUCCCAGCGGGAGCAGGUGACAGCGGCGGAAUCUCUGGGUGAUGGCGAGCCGCUGGCGGACAGCGACCAGAAGCUGUCUACGGCCAGGCGGAGCGCCGAUCCGCCCCCGUCCCCCCCCAAGGGGAAGGUGAAAGCCAGCAGUCAGGAAGUGCCCCCUGAGGACGGGGGCAGGCCCUUCCAGUGCCCUGUGUGCGGCCUGGUCAUCAAGCGGAAGAGCUACUGGAAGCGGCACAUGGUGAUCCACACGGGCCUCAAGAGCCACCAGUGCCCGCUGUGCCCGUUCCGCUGCGCCCGCAAAGAUAAUCUGAAGUCCCAUAUGAAGGUACACCAGCACCAGGACCGGGGUGAGACCUUCCAGUGCCCGCUGUGCCCCUUCACCUCCUCGCGCCACUUCAGCCUGAAGCUGCACAUGCGCUGCCAUCAGCACUUCCCGCGCGCCGAGCUGCGGGUCAAGCAGGAGGCAUCCAGCGACGGCGAGAGCAAAGACAGAGGCGGCUCCCCGGCCUCGGCGGACAGCUCGCUGCGGCCCUCGCCUCGGGACCCCGGCGAGCACGUGCGGGUCAAGGAGGAGCCCCAGGAGAGCCAUGUCUCAGGGGCGUCACCCUUCAGUCUCUGCGCCCCCUCCGACCAGGCCACUCCUAAGUCUGGCCCUCCCACACCUCUAACCACCCUGUUCGGCACAGACAUCACCACCAAGUCUGCCUCCGACCUGCUCAUCAAGCUCUCAGCUGCGAACCAGAAGGAGGCCCAGAAAUCCCGUUUUUUUGUGAAGCAGGAAGAGGAUGAGGAGGAGGAAGAGCAAUCGGAAGAGGAAUCGAGUCCCCGUCCGGCCCUUGGGCAGCCAGGCCAGCCCUUCUGCCAGGCUGAUGGGCGCCUCCUGGGCCAGAACAUGGGCGUGAAGGUGGCAUCCGAAUUCCUCAUGAAGCUCUCGGAGAACAAGAGGGAGCCAUGUAACUCACAUGGAGCGCCGGUAAAGGCAGAACCCAUGGACUUGGAUCCCCCCGGUUUGACCCCCCUGGCCUCGUCUUGCCUGCUGCCCUCUGAUGAGCCUCUGACUGGCUUGCCCGCCGGCCCCCUGUGUCCACAGAAAGCACUCUUCAGCCAGGACAUUUCUGUCAAGAUGGCCUCUGAGCUGCUGUACAAGCUGUCAGAGAAAGUGAGCAAAGCAAAGGAGUGCAGAGACAGCAGUAUAAUGGGCAUGGCCAGGCCGUACUCAAAAGAGCCCUGCAGGCAGUCACUGUACAGCUCAGGAUCCCUCUCCAGUGACACGGGCUCCUCCACCAGGGCAUCACUGCAAGGCUGGGUGAAACUGACCGGGGACGCAGGGAAUGGCGCCUCCCUGUGGCGGGCGAACGAGCAGCUGUACCCCUGCCCUGUGUGCGGGAAGGUGUUUGGCAGGCGACAGACCCUCUCGCGACAUCUGUCCCAGCACAUAGGGGAGCGAAGGUAUGGGUGCCACCUGUGUCCCUAUGUGGCGAAGUGCCGGUCCAACCUCAAACAGCACCUCGCCGUCCACUGCGGCAAGCUGCGGGGCUCCAACGGGCCGGCGCCCAACCCCAGCGGGGGCAGCCCCUGCCGGGACAGCCCCUACUACUACAGCUGCCAUGUCUGCGGGUUCGAGGUGGAGCUCGGCGUCCAGUUCAACGGUCACAUGUCCCUCCAUGGCGAGCAGCAGCGCUGCAUGUUCUCGCUGUGCUGCAGGAGCUGCGGUUUCACGUGCAUCGAGGAGGCUGACAUGAAGGCGCACGUCCACACUGAGCAUGCAGGGUGCAGCUCUAGAAGUCCCCUCAGCGAGACCAAAAGCACCUCCUCCUCCCUGUCGGCCCUCAGUGACUCCAUCAGCGGCUCGGAGAGUGGUGACGUUGCCCACGGUAAUGACGGACUGCAGGGCUUGCUGGCCACGCCCCCUUCUGCAGACAGCCACUCAGGAUCAGGAACGGAGGAGAGGACAGAAAAGGGCUUUGAGUGCGUCUUCUGCAACUUUGUGUGCAAGACCAGGGCGAUGCAGGAGCGCCACGUGGAGGCGCACCUCCUGGCACGUGGAUGUGAAUGCGACAUCUGCCACAAGCUGAUGGACAGCCCCGAGCAGCUACGGGAGCACAAGAAGUGCCACGUCCUCCCCACCACGAGGCUCAAGUUCCCAUACCCCACGGAGCAGCCAGCCUCUGCGAUGCUCCCCCCGGAGUGUCGCAAGCAGACUGAACAGCGACGUGGACGGACCCGGAAGGGCAGCCAGCGGGAGCUGAGGCUGCAGGAGUGCGAGCAGCGAGUGCACGGCUGUCCCGGUCCUGAGGCCGACCCAAGCCUGCCUCGCGGCCCACUCUGUUGCGUCCGUCACGCCUUCGCCCACGGCCACCGGGACGGGGAGCCACCAGAGAAGCACCGACGACGCAGGGGCUGCAAGCGCAGUGGCAGGCUGUCCCCAACAGGGGGCGUUGGCGUGUCGUCGGUCAGCGUGUCUGCCCCCCGCAUCCCGCUGUCUGUCACGGCGAAGAGGCCACCGGGGAUCGGGCCGGCUUUGUGCUACCUCUUGCGGCAGGGCUCCUGCUCCUCCGUGCCACAUGGGACGUACUUUGGCUCUGAGCUGGCUCACCUCGUCCCCCUGUCUCACUGCUCCACCCUGCCCGCCUCCCGAAUCCGGCCGGCCUCCCGCACCUCCCUCUCCCACCCCCUCUCGCCCAAGUCCCUGAAGCACUCCUUUCUCGCCUAUCUGGGCCUGGAGGCCGUGUAACUGGUGACCUGGAUCCGACAGUCGGACCUUUUCCCCCAAGUAAACAGAACAUGCUGGAUAAAGUAGUCAAGGUACAUGAAAAAUACACAUUUAUAUUUAAAACAACUAUAAAUAUGUGCUUAAAGCAUUUAUAUCAGUGCUGCUUUACUCCCCUCUGUAUCAUUGAAUAUAUCUAUAUUUUUGUUUUUUGUUACCUGUGCGUGAGUCUAAAUGACCCACUGCGUUUCUGACAGAGAUCAGCAGGGACCUGUGACCUGCCUCACAUUCCUGUAUUUUCUGUCUUUCCUCGUGCAUUAAGAUGCAUGCCUGCAUAUAUGUUCCAGUAAGUUUGGUGUAACUUUGACUAUGGGGAAAAUCACAGAAAGGAUCCCAGGUGCUCAGCACACUGGAAUCUCAUGUCUCGGCGGUACGUGGAGUCAAUUCUGCAUGUGGGUUACCUGAGGUGUGCCACUGGGCCCAGGAUCGAUCGCUUCCAGUGUUCGCAGACAGUGUUGCAGCAAAUUCGGCGCUAUGCUCUGCUGGUGUGUGCAUCUACUGUUCUGCGCUCCUGGGAAUUCCCGCAACGUGAGUGGCGUGGUCCGACUCCAGAGUACAGCCGCCAAUUUGGCUGUCCUUAGGAGUGACCGAGUGGAGCCUUGUGGACCGGAUCAGGCUCUGGGGCCAGUAGUGACUGCGGAUGGAGGUCUGUCUGUCACGUCGCUCAGGGGGUAAUGGAGGCUGAGUGUGUGGUGUCGCCUGACUGGUGCUUUAUAUCAUCGGCAGCAGUCCCUCAGUGAAGUGAGCACCUCGGAGACCAUCCCUGGCUGUCUGCGCUGGGGAGGAGGGCAGCGCGGCAUUUAGAAGAGCAGUGUUUCCUGUAGCGUUUCUACAUAGAGUAGUGCGACAACUGGGCUAAUUGUACAGCUUUUCCCUGUAAAUAAUCAGGCAAGACAGAGUCUGUAAAUGGUGGCCUUCCUCUUCAUUCUUCUGUUUUCCCCCUAUGAAUAAUAAUUCAGAAAUUCGCCAGGAACCAAUGCCAGAAACGAGAUUCACAGACGUGGCUAAUACCUUUAGCCGUGGGUGUGCUAUUGCUAACCUCCCCGUCCAGCCAAAAGUCAUGGGACGACCUGGACAUUCGCAAGAACACGCCGCGUCAACCAGCCAUCCUACAAGCUCAGGAGACAUCUUCAGGAGCAGAGCUCAUCUGCGACCUUGCGUGUGUGUGGAGCCCCACGGCUGUGCUCAGUGACACACUGAAUCCUGCAUUGUUUCCAAACAGCCCGAUGCAGAAUCGGUUUCAUUUCACAGAAGUCUGUGUCCCAUGACUUUUGGUAGGCAAAUCAGUAUCUGACCUAGAUAUAUGUGUACAUUUCUCUGUGUGUUAUUUUUUUUUCUCAGUAUUAUUCAACUGCCCUGGUGAGAUUGUUUCAAAUUUGAAGCAUUUUUGUCACUUUCGAAUGUUACAAGCACUUAUUGUUUUCCUAUCCGUUAAUGUCACGAUUACUGCUGUUGACCAACUUAAUCUGUUGCACAGUCUGUCCAUGGUGAAAUUCCAAAACGAAAUCUAAUUUCUGCAGAAUUAAACUGCAAUGGGGUGCAAAAGUUGAAAAGGUAAAAAUGGAAAAAAAAAAUCUGUAUUGCUAAGCGAUUUCAGAUGUCAUAAAGAGUAUUGUAAAUUGAAUUUUAUAUUCCUUUGUUUUCUAGUUUUUAAAAGUCGAAAACAUGAGCUUCAUUAGCCAUUUUUGAUGCAGUUACUGCAGUAUCUUGAAAGAAGUGAAGAAACACAGUCAGCCUUGGGUUUGACUUUUAUACAUAGAGCAGUUAAACUUCUGAGCUUAGUUGCUCAUGCUGAAAGAAAUUAAGGCAGUUUUGCACAGUUGUUUUUGGAUAAUUACAUAAUACUAUAUGAUUGCUAAACUGUUGCAGGUGUGCGUCAGUUUAACGAAGCAAAACUUGAGUAAGAAAGGGUAUACUUGUUCCCCUUCUGCAGCAGGAACUCUGAUUGGUAUAAUAUAAUGUAUGUGAGAAACCCCAGAUCUCCAAACCUGCUGAGUCAGGACUGAAUUUGGUCAUUUGCCAGACCAGGUUGUGCCAGAGUUUCUGUGGAGUCGAAGUUCCAGCCUAGGCAGGUUUGGUAUGUACUGCAGCACGUCGGCACCAAAAGGGCUCCCCUUAAAGACCCCCCCAUUGUGUUAUGUGUGUGACUCUAGUGCCACAUGGUGGAAGGGAACAGCAUGCAAAUAACACAUAUUAUCAACCCAGGGAGAAAAAGAGAUACCUUCACCCUAUCCCUGUAACCUCUCAAUUUGAGAAGUUUGGUCUUUAGCCGGUCUACCCAUUUUAAGGCUGAGGAGUUAGGCUAUUGGCUAAUUCUCUUCUGUUUCGAGGCCUAGGAGUUUAGCUUUUGUCCAGUCCUCUUCUGUUUCCAGACCGGAGGAGUUCAGCUGUUGGCUGGCCCUCUUCUGUGUUGAAGCCUGAGAAGUUCGUUUGUUAGCUAGUACUCUUCUGUGCCGAAGCCCGAAGAGAUCAGUUAUUAGCUGGUCCUCCUCUGUUUCAAGGCUGAGGAGUUUAGCCCUUGGCCAAUCCCCUUCUCUGUCAAGACCUGAGGAGAUCAGUUAUUAGUCAGUCCAAUUCUGUUUCGAAUUUCUCUGUUUUCGCCGGUAUUCUUCUGUUUCAGGACCCAAGGAGUUCGACUGUUAGCUAGUACUCUUCUGUUUCGAUGCCAGAGACAUUUGGCUAUUAGAAGAGGACCAGCUGUUUUGAGGCAAAAGGAUUUCGCUGUUAGCAAGUGCUCUUCCGCUUCAAGGCCCAAGAACUCUGGUUGUUAGCAGGUCCUCCUCUAUUUCAAGGCUAAGGAGUUCUGUUCUUGGCUGGUCCUCCCUAUUUCGAGGCUGAGGAAUUCUUGGCUGGUCCUCCCUAUUUCGAGGCAAGGGAGUUCUGUUCUUGGCUGGUCCUCCCUAUUUCGAGGCUAAGGAGUUCGAUUCUUGGCUGGUCCUCCCUAUCUUGAGGCUGAGGAGGUCCUCCCUAUUUCGAGGCAAGGGAGUUCUGUUUUUGGCUGGUCCUCCCUAUUUCGAAGCUGAGGAAUUCGACUCUUGGCUGAUCCUCCCUAUUUCGAGGCUGAGAAGUUCGACUCUUGGCUGGUCCUCCCUAUUUCGAGGCUGAGGAGUUCGACUCUUGGCUGGUCCUCCCUAUUUCAAGGCUGAGGAGUUCGACUCUUGGCUGGUCCUCCCUAUCUUGAGGCUGAGGAGUUCUGUUCUUAGCUGGUCUUCCCUAUUUCGAGGCUGAGAGGUUCUGUUCUUGGCUGGUUCUUCGUAUUUUGAGGCUGAGAGGUUUUGUUCUUAGCUGGUCCUCCCUAUUUCGAAGCUAAGGCAUUUGGCUGUUGAUUGGUCCUCUCCAAUUUCCCCAUGUCUCCAAGCACUUGAUUUUGCUAUUCUUUGCCUAACUGUAAGCUGCACAGUGAUUUUAACUGAUUGCUUUACUAUGUUUAACCCUUCAUUAGCUGCAUGCUUUAAAAAGCUUGAGCUUCCAGCACUUAUUUUUUUUCUCAUUUUUCUGAUUAUGCACUUAUUAUUCUGUAAUGUCUUCAGGCUUUUUCAGGCUUUAAGUUAAUUUCCAUGUUAUUAUUCUAUGAGACUAAAUAACAUUUUUGAAGUCUAUCUCUUAUUGGUUUGGGUAAUAUCAGUAUGUACUGUACUGUAUAAAACUUUUUAUUACUUCAUCUACGGCUGUACAGGGUUGUUUGUGACUAUGACUGGUAAUACCAUCAUUUGUACAUUGUCCUUUGUCCUUUUUACUUUGUUGUUAUUUUUCUGAUUGCAAGUUUUUGAUGUAACAGGAUUUGGAAGUAAAGCUACGAUAUGAUAAUA
Molecule: messenger RNA, 8758 nt
Organism: Paramormyrops kingsleyae
Lineage: Eukaryota; Metazoa; Chordata; Actinopteri; Osteoglossiformes; Mormyridae
Product: zinc finger protein 827-like
Biological process (GO): positive regulation of transcription by RNA polymerase II
Cellular component (GO): nucleus
Molecular function (GO): RNA polymerase II cis-regulatory region sequence-specific DNA binding; DNA-binding transcription factor activity, RNA polymerase II-specific
Source: RefSeq, a predicted model, not a curated record